GUGUCAUAUCUACAAAGACCAACAAUAAGACUGAGAGCGCAUAUACCUCCUCCGUGGAGUCACUGUCUGAGUCUCCGUGCACAGCGUCGCUAUUUCUCUGUAUUUCGUCUGACCUCUUGGAAGAGCAGCUGUUUGCCUCGUCUCCCGACUAGUCACCAGUUUUGGACUAAGGUACAGAAUUGAAGAACGAAGAAAAUGUUGGCUGCGUCAGCAUUGUGCUCGUCCUCGCGACGGGCGACCUUUUGCCUAUGUCGGCUGGGCCCUAGCAUGCACUCUGAGGAUUUGCUUUCUGGACGCAUUAGCAGUGCAAGACGUGCUUUUUCGUGGAAUGCUGCGGCCCCUGAUGUGUCUGCACCGGAUUAUCUUGCAAAGACCUCCGGGAGCCAGGCAACAGCGACCGCGGAGCAGCCGCAGAGCAGUCGUGUGACGGGUAAGGUCACGCAAGUUUUCAAGAAGUCAGGUUACCUCGCAAGCUUUACGCAUUCUAGUAUGGACAUCCCUUUUCGGAUGUCUGACUGCGUGGAUAAUCGGGUUCAGAUUGGCGACGAGGUACAAUUUGAAACUGCAAAUCGUGAAGGAAAGAACGGCGUCAAGCACUUUUAAGAAAGUGUUAUAAUAAAUAACUGUUUACUACUUGGUUCUACGAGGUGGUUCCAGUUUCGAUUGUCCCUGCUCCGUUGUUGAAGCAGGGUUUAGAAGUUCAUGUCGAGUUUCGUCCAACAUUGUUUCCAAGAAUUCCAGUAGAUGACUUUUCAACCGCCUCAUCUAAUAUUCAGCGGCACUUCGAAUCACCGGAGGUACAGGAAUUCCUUUGGGACAAUUCAGUUCCGUUGCGCGAACCGACGUGACUUCUCAGACAUUAGAGACCAUGCGUAGCGAACUUGAGGAAAUCAAGAUGAGGCUCCAACAGCUUGAGCAGAAGUGAUUCGUGAAGAGAAACUCCCUCGACAAGAUUUCAAUUGCUCUACAUGAAUGCGCAUGUUGUGCAAUUUUUUUUAGAUCUGCUAAGGAGUGCAUGUGAAAAUGUUACAGCACUUAUGAUUUUUAACUUUUCCCUCCGAUGGAUGUGGAAGCUUUAGUGUGCACCCGCCUAGAAAUCCUAAAGACAAAAUAGCUUUUCCCCUUGGAUUGUUGUUAGUCUUCUUCCUCACGGCAUCCGUCGAGAAGCGAAAGCUGUAGAGGGUGUCUGGAGGAAAUAUAUUCCAGAGCAGUUUAUUGCACGCGUGGUGCAUGGAGUGCAUGGAGCGCCGACCCAUAAGGGACGCAAGAAGCGCCCCCUUU
Molecule: messenger RNA, 1281 nt
Organism: Amoebophrya sp. A25
Lineage: Eukaryota; Dinophyceae; Syndiniales; Amoebophryaceae
Source: the annotation of a GenBank genome assembly